CUGGGAGAGUAUGGGAAGAUUGGUGAGCAUGCCGUUGCCUGAGAGGGGGACAGGGAAAGACAUGAAGCCUCUUGCAGUCAUUCCAAGCCACGGAUGAAGUCGUGGCCCGUGCCUGCUCUGUCCAGCCAUGUUGUUUGGCACUGGGAUUGGGUAGAUGGUCAGAACAUCGGGAAACCACGGAGGGGGCUGCACGGAGGCACUGGGUGUGGAAGCAUGCGGACUCUGUACCAGGGGAGCUGCCGGGCAGCCGGGAAGCAGCAGGCCGGCUAGGCUGCCCCAGGAGAACUCAGGGCUGUGUCCUGCCAGGGCCGGGCUGCCAGGGGCAGGCCGCUGCCUGGGACUUUGGACUGUCUGUCCAGUGGCUGAUCAGGGAGACCAGGCUCUCUGAGCUCCUCCUUCUCACCCCCUCCACCUGCCAGACUUCAGAUCUGACCUCAGACCUGCCUGCUGCCUUGGGAGGCCCUGCCUCCCUUCCCCUCAGGCAAGAUGCCCAUCCUCAAGCAGCUGGUGUCCAGCUCCAUGCACUCCAAGCGCCGCUCCCGCGUGGACCUCACAGCAGAGAUGAUCAGUGCCCCACUGGGCGACUUCCGCCACACCAUGCACGUGGGCCGGGCAGGGGAUGCCUUUGGGGACACCUCAUUCCUCAAUAACAAGGCUGGCGAGCUAGACGGUGAGUCCCUCGAUGAGCAUGCGUCCUCCUCUUCAUCCAAACGCAGCCUCCUGUCCCGGAAGUUUCGGGGCAGCAAGCGGUCACAGUCGGUGACCAGGGGGGACCGGGAGCAGAGGGACAUGCUGGGAUCGCUGCGGGACUCAGCCCUGUUUGUCAAGAACGCCAUGUCCCUGCCCCAGCUGAACGAGAAGGAGGCCGCCGAGAAGGGCUCCAGCAAGCUGCCCAAGAGCCUGUCGUCCAGCCCCGUGAAGAAGGGGAAUGGCGGGGAUGGUGACCAGGAGGCGGCCCAUGUGGAGGAGGUGCCCCGGCGGAACGGGGCCACGGGCCCCUACUCCCCCGACCCCCUCCUUGAGGAGAAGGCCUUCGGGGACCUGACAGACCUGCCCGUCGUGCCCAAGGCCAGCUUCGGGAUGAAGCAUGCGGAGUCCAUCAUGUCCUUCCACAUUGACCUGGGGCCGUCCAUGCUGGGCGACGUCCUGAGCAUCAUGGACAAGGACGAGUGGGAAGCAGAGGAGGAGGGUGGCGGUUACCACAGCGACGAUGACCUGGGCAGUCUCUCCAGAGCUCCCCUUUCUGUGUCGGGGGCCCCUCCCCCAGCCAGGCAGGAAGGCAAAGCUGGCCGGGACUCACCCCCGCUGCCCCAGGCUCCGCAGGACGAGGGGUGGGCGGCGGCGGCAGCCCCCAGCCCUGGCUCGGCCCGCAGCGUGGGCAGCCAUACCACACGGGACAGCAGCUCCCUGUCCAGCUGCACUUCCAGCGUCCUGGAGGAGCGCAGCCCCGCCUUCCGGGGGCCAGACAGGGCCCGGGCCGCUCUCCCCAGGCAGCCUGACAAGGAGUUCUCUUUCAUGGAUGAGGAAGAGGAGGACGAGAUCCGAGUGUGAGGCUGGAGGAGGUGGGGCUCCACGCUCUUGGCUUCAUCUCCCUGCCCCCAGCCCACCACCACCUCCUCCUCCCCGUUCAGGGGCAGCCAAGAGCCUGGCUUCUGCCACAGACUCUGGACCUCAUAGAUGAGAGGCAUUGGCCAAGCCUGGGGGCCCAUGGAGGACUUGAGGAGCUGGCCUGGGUGCCAGCUGGGGUGCCUGACUUUGUCGCACACCCUGGCCUCCCGGAGCUUUGUAGGACGGGGCUAUGUUCUUACAGCAGGAAUCAGUUUCCUUUUCUCCACUUUGGCCUCAAAUGGAUGCCAGAUGUCAACUCGAGUUCCUGCCUCACCCCCCGCAGCAAUGCAGGUCAGCCCAGGGGUGAUCUCGGUGCCAGGGCUGAGGACACUGGCUCUCCUUUUCUCUCCUGGAGUUUCUGCUGUGACCUGGCAGUGACUUCCCCAGUUAAAUGUGUAUCACGGGAGGAACUGGGCAGGCACACGUCUCGGCCCCUCCCUCCCCUGCCUGAUUCAUGCACCGGAAGCCUGGACCCCCUUGGAGAAAAGCCAGGGCGAACAUGAACACUAAACGCAGCCCCUUCCAGGGGAAAAGAUCAGGGAGGGGAGCGGAAGGGAGGUCCCUGGGCUUCAACUUCUCUUUAAGAAGAGCCCUUGUAGGAUGACACUAGCAGUCACUCAGCCGAUGGGUGGGUUGGUUCUUUCUCAUCACGGUUAAAUCUUUCUAGAGCAGUAGCAAGAACAGUGUUAGCAGGUCUGCCACCAGAGGGAACAUCGACUCCUUUGAGACACCUUGAAACUAAAUGCGCUCAAACUUUUAUUUAGAAUUGUAUAGUGUGGGCGUCUGUGGGUGUGUCCCCCCCCCACCCUACCCAUCGCUCUUAACCGCGGAAGGCGUCCAGUAUAGAAUAUUUCUGAAAAAUGACUUUUUAAAAGUAAUAUAUCAUUCCUGUGGGGGAGAAAAGCUUCUUCUUCUUUUUUUUUUUUUUUUUUUUUUGGCUUUUGGACUGAGUUAUUCCCCCUCCACCCCACUACUUCCUUUCCCAGGCGCCUCUGCCAGCUCGGCCCCUCGCUGACUUUGGAGGCCAGGGCCCUGAGAGUCUAGGUACACAGGUGCCCGAUUUAGCAACAAAAGAAACCAGGAGGUUGAGUUAAUGAGAAUUUCAGGUACACAAAGGGUAAUUUUUCAGUGUAAGUAUGCCCUUUUGCUCUAUGUGGCACAUACCCGAUAUUAAAAACUUAUUUGUUGUUCUUCUGAAAUUCAAAUAUCACGCUGUGUCCUAUAACCCUGCCCACGGGCAUUGAGGAGGAGCUUGGGUGUGAGCCCCAGGGUUAACUGAUAGUUGUUUUCCUGGCCUGGGAACCGGCUGACCCACCUCCUCCUGUCCCCUAAUAGCCACUGCGGGGAGGGGCUGACAACACAGAACCCCACCAGGGCAUGGCUGCUCCCCCCUCCCAUUUUCUGCCGGAUCCUGACUCAGACGCUAAGUUAGUUCCUCAUAUGAGUGCGAGUACCACACGGGUGCUCGGUUUCAGUAGUGCAACCCCCACUGGCUGCCCCUCAGACCCAUCCAGAUGGGCAGUUCCAGAUUCUGAGCUGUAUAUUUUUUCCAUGAUAUUGUUAAAACAGCAAGGCAACAGUAAAAAAAA
Pteronotus mesoamericanus is the source of this 3197-nucleotide messenger RNA. RefSeq names its product CDC42 effector protein 4 (gene CDC42EP4). The transcript has 2 exons. Gene Ontology annotation, biological process: positive regulation of pseudopodium assembly; regulation of cell shape; positive regulation of actin filament polymerization. The coding region runs from base 487 to 1551 and encodes 354 amino acids. The record is from RefSeq and is a predicted model, not a curated record. NCBI's taxonomy places the organism in Eukaryota, Metazoa, Chordata, Mammalia, Chiroptera, Mormoopidae. Gene Ontology annotation, cellular component: membrane; cytoplasm. Gene Ontology annotation, molecular function: small GTPase binding.